UAUAACCGCCUCUUGCUUGACUGGAGCAAGUCCAUCGUUGUUAAUUCUUGUGGUCUAACCGCGUUUGGUUAUUUACAUAAUUUUUAUCGUAUAAAUUUGAGUGAAAUAAAAUGUGACACAUUGGAAUAAUUUUUUAAAGUGUUUUACCUUUGUGUACCCCAUUAUUGUUUAAAUAAGUGUCUGUUUAUAGAGUUAUCCAUAAAAAUAAUGUCGCCAUUUUGACCAUACAAUGUUAAAUUGAUUCGAGUUGAGUAUUUAUUAUUUGAUUUGAACGUUAGAAGAAUAUAAAACUAUCUAUCAGACGAUAAACUUAUUUAGAUACGUACCAGUUGUCUAAAUGGAUAACGACGCAUGCAGAGAAAAUGUCGAAAAAUAGUACCGUAAAUUUUGUAAUACAUGACGCCAAUGGACAACCACAGAUGGUUAAAGUAGUUCAAAAUAAAAGUAAUCAACCCAUUGCUCAAAUUAAAUUGAAAGGAAAUCCAGUCAAAUUAAUUAAACUACCAUCUGCCUCUCAAGGGAAAGCGAAGACAGUCUUUCGGACAAUCAAACUCAGUGAUCUUAAAUGUUCUUCAAAAUUAGUGCAGGUUAAUGCAAAUAACAAUUUGUUACGGAGUCCAAAAAUAUUACCUAAGGAGGAAUUAAUAGAAAUUGAAUCAGAAGUUCAACAAGACAUAAAGCCAAAACUGUCAGAAUUGAAAUAUAUUCACACUGUAACAGUACCGGAACUCGCCACAAUUCCAAAGCCGCAUCAUCUUAGAAAAGAUACUAGUGCAGUCAGAAGGGAUAUAUCUACAACUAUGUCACAUGCUUCCAGGCGAAGGCAUGAUUCUGAUAAUGACCCACCUACUGAAUAUACAACCAAAAGGAGGAAGCAUGCAGAUAAAGUAGGAAAAGGUCUGAGGCAUUUUUCAAUGAAAGUUUGUGAAAAAGUAAGAACCAAGGGUUUUACUUCAUACAAUGAAGUUGCAGAUGAAUUAGUAUUGGAAUUCGCAGCUGGCAUGCAUGGUUCUGCGGAUAGUCAGCAAUACGACCAGAAGAAUAUCAGAAGAAGGGUUUAUGAUGCACUGAAUGUAUUGAUGGCAAUGAACAUAAUUUCAAAAGAAAAAAAAGAAAUUCGGUGGUUGGGUCUGCCAACCAAUUCAGUACAAGAAUGUACAUCAUUGGAAAAAGAAAAACAAGCUAAACUAGAACAGAUACAGAAGAAAACUCAACAGUUACAGGAACUUAUCCUUCAGCAUAUAUCAUUUAAAAGUCUGAUACAAAGAAAUAAGGAUGCAGAGAACAAGGGGGUAAAACCAUCACCCUCUUCAGCAAUACAUCUGCCUUUUAUAGUUGUUAACACAAGUGACAAAGCUUUGAUUGACUGUAGUAUUUCUAAUGAUAAGACAGAAUAUAUGUUUAACUUUAAUAAGAAAUUUCAAAUUUAUGACGAUAUAGAUAUUUUGAAGAGGAUGGGCCUUCUUUUUGGUUUAGACAAAGGAGAAUGUUCAGAAGAAGACAUAGAGAGGGCAAAAUCUAUGGUGCCAAAAUCAUUGGAGCACUAUGUGGAACAAAUGGGGAGAGGAGUUGUAACAAAAUUAUCAACAUUACUUGAGGAGGAAGAGCUAGAGGAUUUGGAAGAGGAUUCUCUGGAAGAUACCGGGGAGGCCGAGGGUGAAGGGGAGGGCGAUGAGGAGGCAGACGAGCCCGACGGCAAUGAGUACAGCGACGACAGCAGCGACGUUGACGUCUAGCGAAACAUAUUAUUUACUUAGAUGUUAAUGUUAAAAUUGUGAGCUAAGCCUAUGCAAUAUGUUACUUGAGAAAGUGUGCGGUCAUGUUAAUUCAGAAAUACAACGACUUGGUACAAAAUAUCUUCAAA
This is a messenger RNA of Amyelois transitella, 1864 nucleotides long. RefSeq names its product transcription factor Dp-1 (gene Dp). Gene Ontology annotation, molecular function: DNA-binding transcription factor activity, RNA polymerase II-specific; RNA polymerase II transcription regulatory region sequence-specific DNA binding. Gene Ontology annotation, biological process: regulation of cell cycle; regulation of transcription by RNA polymerase II. NCBI's taxonomy places the organism in Eukaryota, Metazoa, Arthropoda, Insecta, Lepidoptera, Pyralidae. Bases 363 to 1736 code for a protein of 457 amino acids. Gene Ontology annotation, cellular component: transcription regulator complex; nucleus. The record is from RefSeq and is a predicted model, not a curated record. The transcript is spliced from 11 exons.